Erpetoichthys calabaricus (reedfish) is the source of this 3162-nucleotide messenger RNA. It is a transcript of the gene marchf5l, whose product is annotated as membrane-associated ring finger (C3HC4) 5, like. The record is from RefSeq and is a predicted model, not a curated record. The transcript has 7 exons. Bases 239 to 1120 code for a protein of 293 amino acids. Gene Ontology annotation, molecular function: zinc ion binding. NCBI's taxonomy places the organism in Eukaryota, Metazoa, Chordata, Cladistia, Polypteriformes, Polypteridae.
CAGUGAAUGUCAGUGGGCGGGACGAGGUUUUGUUUUUCUUUGCUCAGAGUGCAGUUCGCGGUUGUUCGUUUGUCCGAUCUCUUAUGGGUAGCGUGAACGCGUCUGGUGGCUUCGUGUAACGUGAGGUCGCGACAGCAUUUCCUUUGCCUACAUGGGAUUCUCAGAGGAGUACAUCACAGAAUUUAUGAGGAAGAUCCUAUGAUAGGCUUUGCAGCUGCACGACCUCAUUCAGAAGAGAAUGGCUUCAGGAGAUGAAGUUUCAGAAAAGCACUGCUGGGUGUGUUUUGCUACUGAACGGGAUGACAGGUCAGCAGAAUGGGUAAGCCCUUGCAGAUGCAAAGGUAGCACAAAAUGGAUUCAUCAGUCCUGUCUACAGCGCUGGCUGGAUGAAAAGCAGAAGGGCAAUGGCUCCUGCAGUGUGACAUGCCCACAAUGUGGCACUGAAUACAUUAUAAUGUUCCCUAAACUUGGCCCUUUGGUAUAUUUUCUCCAACAGCUAGAUCGUGCACUGUCCCGGUUAAGUCCAUUUGCUGCAGCUGGUGUGGUGGUUGGAACGGUGUACUGGUCAGCGGUCACUUAUGGAGCAGUAACGGUAAUGCAGGUGGUCGGCCAUAAAAAGGGUUUGGAUGUAAUGGAACGAGCUGACCCUCUUUUCCUCCUCAUGGGUCUCCCAACAAUUCCGGUCAUGCUGGUUCUUGGGAAGAUGAUCCGCUGGGAGGACUACAUCAUACGUCUCUGGCAGAAGCAUUCUUCCAAACUUCAGUUGCUAAACAGCAUUAUGCCAGGUAUUGGAAGACCUGUCCCUCGUCUGCCAGCUGAAGGCAGCUAUGUUAGUGACCACUUGUCCAUGUCACGCACUCUGUGUGGUGCCUUGGUCUUUCCCACUAUUGCCAACCUGGCAGGUCGCCUCAUGUUUCGUAGAGUACACUCCAAUUUGCAGCGUACUGUACUGGGUGGAAUCGCUUUUAUUGCUAUUAAAGGUGUCCUCAAAGUGUAUUUCAAACAGCAGCAGUUUUUAAUUCAAGCCAAUCGACAUAUCUUGAACUAUCCAGAGGAAGAGGACGUGGAUAACAGAGUGGAUGAUUCUUCUGGGGAGAAUGGAGACAGUGGCAAUGAGUAACACCUUCUCAAAAUUAAUGGACCUGUUUGUGGAAAUGGACAUAAUGCAGAGCCCUGGUUUCUGAGGGGAAAAGGAAUGUUGAUAAAUUGCCUCAGUAAUAUUUAUUUGAAAAUUUUCCAUUUUUUGUCUUUACUUGGCAGCACCUGUACAAAAUGUAUAAUCAUUGUCACUAUUUUUUGCCUUUGGAGAAAACAGUAAACAGUCGUAUUGUAUUACUGGUAUGUUUACAUAUCCUUCCCAGUCACAUUUUGCAAAUGUUUGUAAAAAUACAUAUUUUAAGAAUUAACUGGAAAAUAUGAAAAAUACAUCCAUAUAUAGAAGAAUAUAGAUGACAUGUUUUUUUCCUUUAAUUUUGACAUUUAAUAAACUGAUUAUGUGUUGGGAUAUACUGAAAUUUAACAAGUUUAGCAAACUAAUUUAUAUUAUUUAAAUUGUUUUUGUUAUAUUAGAUAUAAGACCUAUCUGGUUUCUUCCAUAGUAUACUUUUUCUUUCUUUUUUUGUCCAAUUUCCAUAUAUUUCAUAGAUUUGAGGUAGCAAUACUCAUUUAUGCAUGCAUCAGAGAUAGUCACCCAGAUCAAAAUUGUCAAUGUUAACACACUAUUGAGACUUUAAUGGUUACAAUAAUAUAUGAGAGAAAAAUUAAUACUGCCCUUUAACAUGAGGCAUUGUAUGCAGUUCAUAAAGCUUUUUUUUUUUGUUACUGUUUAAUCUUUUGUCAUAUAUCCAGAAGGUGAAAUAAUUUAGUCUUUUAGCUAUGUAGAUACAAUUAUUCUUAUUUUUAUGGGUGGUGACAGAAAAAGUCAACACCCAUGUCACCAUGGAAGCUAUAAUAAACAAAAAAUAGUGUAGUAUUAUAUUGCAGUGCACCUAAAUGAAAUAAACAUACUUAGUUAUACUUACAGUAUAUUACCAUUUGGGGAAGUAAAUGCCUUGUUCAAAUCUAGGGCUGAGGUUGUAUUUAAGAAAAAAAAAAACUUUAUCGAGUUACCUUUAUUUAUUAACUUUAUUUUAUUUUGUGUGAUUUGCAGGUUGUUGAUAGUCCUUUAGUCAUAAAGUAGUCUUGAUAAAAACAUUGGAAUUAGAAAACCAGCUAUCCAUUUCAUUUGUAACCUUUCUUUAUGCCUUCAAAUCUUUAGAAGUCCUCCAGUUUUUAGUUUUCUCAGUUUAAGUCUGCUUGGUUAACAUCAAAUGCAAAAAAGUAUCCUAUGUUAGGGUAAGAGCUGCUUCUGUCACACAAGUCAGGAGGGUUAAGCAGAGUAAGGAUGGGUGCUGCUUUACUGGUUCAGAGAAUGGCAUUAAGGAAAGAGCAUCAGUGUACACCUGAGAAAGCUUCUGUUUUCAGUUUUGGGAUAGAAAGUUUCUUUUAAUGCAGUAGCUCACUCAGCUGCACCUGCUUUUUUUGGUAUAUGGUUCUUUUUUCUUUGGCACAUAGGUGUUACUGCUCAAAUUCCCCCAUAAAGAAGUGCUCCAGGGCCUAGUGAGCUUUCACUGAUGAAUUUUAGUCCUACAUUUGCCAACCUUGGUCCUCGUCUAAAAGAUUUGGGUUGACCUGGGGACCCACCUUAAUUUCAAAAGUUAUUACAAUUGUGCAAAGUUAACUCCUAUCUGAGCUAAACUACGGGCUUUAGAAGGGCCCAAAUAGUAAAAAUCUUACUGUUAAUAGUAACUUUAUACAAAGCAAGAAGACUAGCUUAAAUUGUCCCUUUUUUUUAGAUUGAGGAAUUAUUUGCACAAAAAUGAGGACAGAUUUUUUAAAAAUCAUACCUUUUAAUGUUAUUUUGGCAAAAUGUGCAGAGUAAAAGAGAGAGAUCAAAAGUAUGUAUAAUAUUUGAUUUUGUUCUGUGGUGCCUUUUUUAGAUUCCUCAGAAGACAAUUUUGGCUUUAGUCUCAUCCUCAUAAAUUCAUUAUUUGAGUUUAUUUUAUAACAUCUACACUAUUCCUUCCAUCUUAGCACCCAUUCUUCAGACCAUUUACAUUGCCACAGUCACUACCUAAGGACAUAUCUCAAGCCAAGCAAUUGAAAUAAAUGGCUUUGAAAACA